GGAUUUAUAAUUCAUGGAUGAUGAAUAGAAAUUAUAAUCUUCAUAAUUUCUGUUUCUGCAAAACUCAAGACAAAAAUCCAUUCCACCAAGAUAUUUCUGCACCCAGGAUGACAGAGAUUUUAAUGCCUCAGACUGAUUGUUGAACACAUGCAAUGGAAAAGAAGUCUGACAAACAAGCUGAAUGUGAGCCAAUUGUAGAACUUAAUAAAAGAGAUAUCAUACAAUCUCAAGGAGAAGAGACCUUUAAAAUUUUUCUCUCUGAGCAAAUUGAUGAAGGCUAUUUAGUGCAGCCCUUAUCAAUGACGAAUCUCUCUAAGAAGGAAGUUAAAGAAAUUGAAAGAGGCUUUACUAAUUCCAAAUCAAGGAAAGAUGUCAUUUAUAAGGCAAUACUCAGGUUCUUUAGAAGAACUUGUCAGACAAAUAUAAGGCAAAUGAAAUGCUUUAUUUGUAGAAAUGAAAAUGAGGUAGAUCUUAUCUGCCCUCACACUGAUGAAAAUUCAAUAACUUAUUUAAGUUCAGAGUUAGAUAUCCCUGUAACUCCUGAGCUAGAUGAAAUAUUUAGAGUAAUAAUAUCAUUCGGCUCUGUUACAUCUAAUGCAGAUUCUUCUACCUAUGAGUUUACUAGCUUGUUCAAAACCUUAAUGGUAAAAUUUAAUCACAAAAAGCUCCAAAAAGUAUUAUCAAACAAAUAUUUUGCAAUUAUUUUCCUCAAAUUCUGGCAGAAAUCUGAAUUGUUCCAAAAGAUGGUAGACUGUCUCAACACAAAGAGAGAAGAAGAGGUCAACGAAGAAGCAUACACCUAUUACCUCCAAAAAUUGAUGCAUAACUGUACAGAGACUUUGCAGGAGCCAAUAUCAUAUUUCUAAUUCUUAUAAUUAGUUCC
Moneuplotes crassus is the source of this 883-nucleotide messenger RNA. Lineage: Eukaryota; Ciliophora; Spirotrichea; Euplotida; Euplotidae. The record is from the annotation of a GenBank genome assembly.